This is a messenger RNA of Doryrhamphus excisus (bluestripe pipefish), 1253 nucleotides long. RefSeq names its product profilin 2a (gene pfn2a). Lineage: Eukaryota; Metazoa; Chordata; Actinopteri; Syngnathiformes; Syngnathidae. The record is from RefSeq and is a predicted model, not a curated record. Gene Ontology annotation, biological process: actin cytoskeleton organization; regulation of actin filament polymerization; positive regulation of actin filament bundle assembly. Gene Ontology annotation, molecular function: actin binding. Gene Ontology annotation, cellular component: cytoplasm.
CAUUGUGCGGAGUGAUCUGAUAUACGGGCUACACCCAGCCGCAGCCGCACUAGUGCCCCGGCUUUCUUUGCCACCCCAGCGUCCAAGUGUGGGUUACAUCCGAGGCUCUCCAUUCGUUUGCAGGGCUUUUUUUUCGCAAAAUAAUUCCGCAUAGUCUUAAUUUGACAACAACACCCCGCGAUUUUUUUCCACGCAACAUCGCUUUCUUCAACAUGUCUUGGCAAAGCUACGUGGACAACCUGAUGGCCGAUGGCAGCUGUCAGGACAGCGCCAUUGUUGGCUAUGUGGACGCCAAAUACGUUUGGGCAGCACAUGCCGGUGGUACUUUCAACAAUAUCACGUCCCAAGAAAUUGACGUCCUCGUAGGAAAAGACCGAGAGACCUUUUACACCUUUGGUCUCACUCUGGGCUCAAAGAAGUGUUCGGUCCUCCGAGACAGCCUCCAGAACGACGGAGACUGGACAAUGGACAUCAGGACAAAGAGCCAAGGAGGAGAGCCGACAUACAAUAUCUCAGUGGGACGAGCCGGAAAAGUUUUGGUUCUUGUAAUGGGCAAAGAAGGGGUCCAUGGCGGCGGAUUGAAUAAGAAGGCUUACUCGAUGGCAAAAUACUUGAGGGAUUCAGGCUUUUAAUGUUUCCAGGCUCAUUUAGGUAAAAAUUUGAGGGACAAAAAGAAGAGAAAAAAAAGAAAUAUUUGCUGUUAAGAUUUCUCCUGCAAGCGGUCAAAUGUCAUGGAAACCUUUAAUAGCAUUGAAGAGUGGUAAGAUUCUGAUACCUGGUCCCUCCCCCUUCCAUCCCGUAGGGGUGGGGACUCUUCAGUUUUGUUCAUUUUUCUCUCUAUUUUUUUUCCUUAUCUGCCCCAGCAUUGGUUAUAGUCAUGGGAAACAAAGCGGUCCAUGGACAGCUUAACACGAAAGCAUAUGAUAUGGCGUCGUUCCUGAGGACAUGUGGAUAUUAAGCAACCUCACCAUCCAUCAACUUAACCGGUCACCCCAACUCACUACAUUGUGUUGACACUACUUGCAGGGUUAAAGGGCAAAUGUUUCUUCCUUCCCGCUCUAUUUUAUACACAGCCCCCACAACCACCCUUUUUGGUUUCCCCUCCCCCCCUCACCCCAAUGUUGUAACCACACAUUUUUUUUGACACUACAGUUAUGGCAUGUUCAAUAAAAUUGUUUAAAUGUUAUAAACCAAAGGAGCGUGCAAAAAAAAGACCACAAAGUGUAAUAAAGAAUUGAAUUUGCCUUGUAUAA